UGCAUGUACCCUUUAUAUGUACCUCCUAACCUAACUUCUCUUACUUCUUGUUUGCGACAGCUACUCGUAUUAUACAAAUCAACUUCCUCUCUGUACAUACAUGCGCCUAUAUAUCUCGGUACAUAAUCCAAUUGGCCGCCUGUAAAUACAUACCUUAAGGUGCCUGCACAAUGCCUCCUAGACCACGCUUAAAACCAACAUAUACCCUCCGCUUGCUAUCUCCAGUUGUCUGCCGACAACCCGCGCCCCGAGUAGAAUCCUUUGCCUCCUUCAGUAGCAAAUACUCGAGUCGCAAUUCCUCCACCACGACGAAGCCAGUCGUACUGCCGCUCCCGCCUAGUAAAUGGUACUCGGACCUCAAAGCGCGAAUCGGAAAAUGUAUCAUGUUCGGCUGCACCAACGACCAGGCGCUGCAAGCCGCCGCCAUCCUGCGCGUCCUCGGCACGGAGUGGCGCGAGCUAACCGCCGGUGCCGAGGGGUUUCUGACGGGCGGGCAUAGGGGACUUGAGAACCAGCAGGUUGUGUGGGGGGAGAUGGACAGUUUUGGCCAUGUGAAUAAUACCAAUUACAUCCGGUACGCCGAGUCUGCGCGCGUCAACUGGAUCAUACACUUUGCGAGCGUAGACCCGGGGAACGGGACGCGGUGGAGGGAGCUUAUGACGCCGAAGGGGACGGGGCUGAUUAUGAAGUCAAUUAAAGCCGAGUAUAAAUUCCCCAUGACCUACCCAGACACCAUUGCCGCGUACCACAAGCUGCGCUCGCAGCCCUCGGCUACCGACACCUCGCUCGUGCUCGACUGCAUCAUUCUGUCGCACCUGCACCGGCGCGUCGCCGCGCGGACGGAGGAAGACAUCGUUAUAUACGACUACGGGGCCGCGCAGAAAACAUCGGUCCCGCCCUUCGCGCUCGGCGCGUUCCAGGACGUCUGGCGUCGGCAGGAAGAGGAGACGCGGGAAGCUAGGCAGCGCAUAUGGGAACUUGUGAAAAGGGUAGAGGGGCUCGAGAAGGGGACUUGGGAUAGGCCGGGUGCGGUGGAAGAUCUAGGGGGGAAGGGGGGUGUUAAGAAGGAUGAUUCUGGGAUAGAGGAGGUUCUAGAAGAUGAUGUUGAAAAGGAGGAGGAGGUUAGAAAGGAGGUCAAGGAAGAUGUUGUCAAGAAGAGCGGCGCACCUACUAACACGAUUGUUAAUAAGGUACGCUCGUUGUUUUAAUUUUCUCCUGGGGAGAAGUGUUGAAGAUAGAAGGGGUUAGGUAUCAGAGGGAACAUAUGUGUUCCCUUGAGGUGUUACGAAACUAGUGAAGCGGGUGGCGGGUGGCGGCGUCGUUUCCAGUUUGUACGACUUCAUGGCUAUAUGUAGGAGUCAUCGUACUCCCAGCGGCAUCAGAUAUCCUAGAGAUUCCAGGCGUGUUUCUCGCUUAAGUUUUCUGAUACGAAGAUAGUAGACACUUAGAAGCUUGUGCCUUGUUAUACUACCAGAUAGGGAUUAUAUAGUGCUAUAGGUAUUAAAAAUUUCUUCAAAA
Molecule: messenger RNA, 1518 nt
Organism: Daldinia loculata
Lineage: Eukaryota; Fungi; Ascomycota; Sordariomycetes; Xylariales; Hypoxylaceae
Product: thioesterase-like superfamily-domain-containing protein
Exons: 3
Coding region: 171-1208 (345 amino acids)
Molecular function (GO): fatty acyl-CoA hydrolase activity
Source: RefSeq, a predicted model, not a curated record